AUGAGGUCCACGACACUCACGCCUUUGCUUCUUGCAUCGGCCUCUGCUCUCCCCGAACUGUCCAUCUCCAAGCGCGACAAGCACAACAAUGGCCGGACCAAUGUCUUUGCACGCGCCGUGGAGGCACUCACCUUCGAGAAGCGACAGGACGGCACGGUCUCGACGAAUGUUUUCAACGUCCUGAGCUGGAGUGCUGGAGGCGCAUACUACACAAACAUCACGGUCGGUACACCACCGCAAGAACAGACCGUCAUCAUCGACACCGGCUCCUCCGAUCUCUACUUCGACGCGACCAGCGCCGCCACUUGCAACCUACCGAGCACUAACGCGAACUCGUGUCAAGGCGGCACCUACGACCAAACGAAAUCGAGCUCCUACAAGGAAGUCGAAGCUUCUCCCGCUUUCAACACAAGCUUUGGCGAUGGAUCAUCUGCAACAGGCCCCUAUGGCUCUGAUGUAGUUGGCAUUGGCGACAUUCAGCUCUCUCCUGCCCAAUUUGGCGUCGCGGAGACGGUGGACAGCACAACCGGCUAUGCUAUCGGCUUGCUAGGCUUGGGAUACACCACGAAUGAGGCUGUCACGGACCCACGAAACUUUUACCAGAACCUCCCCGAAGUUCUCAAGGAGGCAGGUGUCAUCAACAGCAGACUAUACUCUGUGUACCUGAACGAUGCUCGCGCGUACACCGGCACUGUCCUCUUCGGUGGAAUCGACCGUUCCAAAUACACUGGGCCCCUCGCCACAGUCGACCUCAUCCCAGCAACCUACGGCAACCAAGUCCUCAACACAGUCAACCAAUUCAUCACAACAAUCACGGGCCUCAGCACCUCCGUCAGCGGCAGCAACAGCGACAUCUUCUCCGGCGGAGCCCCAGGAGUCGAAACCUACUCCCGCAACAGCGGCUCCCUCCCCGUUCUGCUCGACACCGGUAGUACCGCCUUCUCCGUAUCCACAGGAAUAUACCGUGCCAUCGUCCGCCAGUUCAGUCACGUCGACCGCAACGGUUACGUUCCCUGCUCCUACGCCAACUCCGGCGAUUCCAUUUCCCUCGAGUUCGACGGCAAAAUCACGAUCAAAGUCGAUGCCAGCGAUUUCAUCGUCCCGCUCAUCAACAGCACCACCCGCGAGCCGGAACCUUACAAUAACGAUGAAGAUGCAUGUCUUUUCCUGAUCCAGCCCUCACAAAUCGACGGUAUCGGCUUCGGAAUCGCCGGUGACGCGGUCUUGAGAUCUAUGUACGUUGUCUUCGAUCUCGACAACGGACAGGCUUCGAUCGCACAAGCCGCCGUGAACAGCACCGCAGACCCAGACAUCGUCACCGUGGCAGCUGGACCUACUGGUGUGGCCGCCGCCGUCUCGGGCGUCAGUACCCCGGCGCCGAAUUCCUUCUCCAUUGCACAGGGGAUCACCACGGCGACGCAGUCGUACGCGGCGAGUACAGUCUCACCGGCGGUUGGGCAGGAAACGGGCGAAGGCGCGAUUCCAGCGGGGGCGCAGGUAGACGGGGAAGACACGGGUAAUGGUGGUGGUGGUGGCAAUGGUGGGAAGCAUUCGAAGAAUGCGGCUGCCGGGCUGAUGGUGCCGAAGAUGGAGUGGAGUGGGGUGUAUGUUGUGGGGAUUUGGAUGAUGUGUGUGAUGACGGGGGUCGGGGUUAUGGUGUAA
Fulvia fulva is the source of this 1662-nucleotide messenger RNA. Its product is annotated as putative aspartic-type endopeptidase OPSB. Gene Ontology annotation, biological process: proteolysis. Lineage: Eukaryota; Fungi; Ascomycota; Dothideomycetes; Mycosphaerellales; Mycosphaerellaceae. The transcript is spliced from 3 exons. Gene Ontology annotation, molecular function: aspartic-type endopeptidase activity. Bases 1 to 1662 code for a protein of 553 amino acids. The record is from RefSeq and is a predicted model, not a curated record.